AUGUCAAGCGAUCAAGAUGCGACCACUCGAGGUCGCGGUCGCGGGCGCGGGCGCGGACGCGGACGGUCUACCUGGAGAGGUGGCAGAGGUGGCGGACGCGGAGGUUUCUUCAACGGCGGUCAGCGAUCAGAGGCCAAGCAAGCACUCGCGAUUAUCGCCGGACAGACUCAGGCUGCUCUCCCUUACAUCCUCAACCGCCUACCUAAUGUCAAAGGAGACGAGUCUGAGCUUCUGUCACUGAACACGGAUCUGCCACAGCUCAAGAAGGAAGACUGCCCGGAGCACGCCAAGACCACAAUCAAAGUCAUCAAUGAGGACACCUUCGAGGCCGCUAUAUCUAUGAUGUCCUCGGACGAUUCCAACCAAACCAAGAACCCAUUGUUCAGGCCAGCCGUGCUCAAUCUGGCAUCAGAUACCUCGCCAGGUGGAGGGUGGCUGAACGGAUCAAUGGCACAGGAAGAGGCCUUGUGCUACCGUUCGUCCCUGUCCCUGAGCCUUCACAAGGCGUACUACCCAUGGAACGCCAUGCAAGGCGUCUACACGCGCGACGUGGUCAUCAUUCGGUCAUCUACAGAAAACGGCCACCAGCUUGUCGCGCCAGACACGCCAGUAGACGACCUGCCAGUAGUCAGCGUUCUCAGUGUGGCCGCGAUUCGCCGCCCCAAGCUCUCAGAUGGACAGGUCCUAGGGAGUGGAGCAAAGAGAAAGAUCUUUGCAAACAAGGAAGACAGGGAUUUGACAAAGAAGAAAAUGACUCUAGCGCUGAGGAUGGCGGCUUCCAGGGGACACGAUCGCCUUGUGCUGGGUGCGCUGGGAUGCGGCGCUUUUAGGAACCCGGUUGAAGAGGUUGCGGAGUGCUGGAAGGAGGUUCUGGAGCAGGAUGAGUUCAAGGGUGGAUGGUGGAAAGAGGUAUGUUUCGCGGUGCUGGACCGCAAAAACGAGGGCAACUUCGAGGUGUUCGAGCAGACCUUGGGUGGGAUGGAAGUUUGA
Diaporthe amygdali is the source of this 990-nucleotide messenger RNA. RefSeq names its product mitochondrial chaperone bcs1. NCBI's taxonomy places the organism in Eukaryota, Fungi, Ascomycota, Sordariomycetes, Diaporthales, Diaporthaceae. The transcript has a single exon. The coding region runs from base 1 to 990 and encodes 329 amino acids. The record is from RefSeq and is a predicted model, not a curated record.